Messenger RNA from Monosiga brevicollis MX1, 1954 nucleotides. RefSeq lists its product as uncharacterized. NCBI's taxonomy places the organism in Eukaryota, Choanoflagellata, Craspedida, Salpingoecidae. The record is from RefSeq and is a predicted model, not a curated record. The transcript has 9 exons. Gene Ontology annotation, biological process: ribosomal large subunit export from nucleus. The coding region runs from base 166 to 1731 and encodes 521 amino acids. Gene Ontology annotation, molecular function: ribosomal large subunit binding. Gene Ontology annotation, cellular component: cytoplasm; nucleus.
UGACAGGCGGCGAGAAGUGUCGCGGUCGUGGGCGCAGCAGCGGGUCGGAACCAGCGCGGCGUUGGAGCAGCGACCGACUGAGUGUGACUGCCAGGCUUUGAAGGGUCGGCACUCACUGUGUUGGUGUUUGAGAAAAAAAAAAGCAGGACCACCCGCCACGCCAUCAUGGAUGUGACCGGUGAACAGGGCAUGGCUGGCAAUGCCGUCGACGGCUUUGCGCUUGACGUCGAGCCUGAACCCGAGCAACAGCGCGUCAAUACCAUCUUGUGUAUUCAAUGCGGCGUCGCCAUCCCACCCAAUCCAGCGGCGAUGUGCGGCAACUGCAUCCGCACCCAAGUUGACAUCAGUGAAGGCAUCCCCAAGAAUGCCAGCAUCUAUUUCUGCCGUGGCUGCGAGCGCUACCUCAACCCGCCCACCACCUGGAUUCACGCCGAGCUUGAAUCUCGCGACCUCUUGGCGCUUUGCUUGAAGCGCUUGCGUGGCCUCAAUAAGGUCCGACUGGUCGACGCUGCCUUUGUGUGGACCGAACCCCAUUCCCGUCGUGUCAAGGUCAAGGUGACAAUCCAAAAGGAGGUUCUCUCGGGCGCCAUCCUGGAACAAGGCUUUGUCGUUGAAUACGUAGUGGAGCACCAGUUUUGCCCCGAAUGUCAUCGUCAAGAAGCCGCCGACACCUGGAACGCUUGCGUUCAAGUCCGCCAGAAGGUCAAACACAAAAAGACAUUUUUCCACCUUGAACAACUCAUCAUCAAGCACAAUGCGCACGAUCGAACGCUGCGCAUCAAGAGCGUACCAGAUGGCAUUGACUUUUACUUCAACUCUCGCUCCGAUGCCAAGCGCAUGGUCGAGUUCCUCAUGGCCGUUGUUCCCUGCCGCUACAAAACUUCUGAGCGGCUUAUUUCCUCAGACAUUCAGAACAACAACUUCAACUACAAGUACACAUAUUCCGUCGAGAUUGUCCCCAUCUGCAAGGAAGAUGUUGUGACCUUGCCUCCAGCUCUGCGGCGUCAGUUUGGCGGCAUGGCCCCCAUCGGCAUUUGCGACCGCGUGGGCACCUCCGUCCGCAUUAUGGACCCCUUCACCUUGCAUUCUGCCGAUGUGACCUCGACCGUGUUUUGGCGCCACCCGUUCCGAGCCAUCUGCUCUCACGGUGGCUACACCGAAUUUAUGGUCCUUGACAUUGAGCCCGUCUUUGGUCCUGACGGCCGCCCCGUUCAACAUGGCAAACACGUGUUGGCCGAGGCCACCGUCGCACGCGAGCGCGAUCUCGGCUCCAAUGACCAACAAUUCUUUGUGCGCACGCAUCUCGGCAACAUCUUGCAGCCUGGUGAUCUUGUUUGGGGCUUUGAUAUGACAACGGCCGUGGUCAACGAUGAGCAUACCAACAAGCUCAAUCAAGACCACCUGCCAGAGAUUGUUUUGGUAAAGAAGAGCUAUUCCGACCGUCGCAAAAAGUCUCGCAAGCGUCGCUUCAAGCUGCGCAUGCUUCCCAAGGAAGACGAGGCUGUGCGACCGGACGAAGAGGAUGCCGCCAUGCGGGAUUUGGAUGCAUUCAUGGACGAUAUUGAAGAGGAUCGUGAGUACCGCCAAAACUUCAACCUGUACAAGAACGCCGAGUACCACCCUUCUACGGAGAGCGAGGGCGAGGAUGAUUUGCAUAUUGGUGUGGACGAACUCUUGGAUGAGUUUGAAAACAUGGAUCUGGAUGAUGGUCAGGCCGCGCCCGACAUGUGAGGUUGAAGCCUCCUUAUUGUACUUGAGAAGCUGCUGCGUCCUUGCGAGUAGAAAUCCGCAGUGUGCAUCUCGUCCUCAAGGUCGUUACGAUUCUUUUUGUUUCGAGUUGAUGUCAUUGUUGUUUGUGUUUGGCCAUGGCUUCUCAUUGCCAAGUCGUCUUUCUUCAAUGAGAUGUGAAGCCGAGGCUGGGAACAAGGUUGUGUCCAAUUGGAUCAUCAAGUCU